UUUGCCCUUGUUAAUUACCGGAGAAACCGACCAGGGAGCUCCGCCCGGGAUUUGCUGGCCCGCAGCGGCGCUAGGCUCCGGUGUCUCCCCUUAUCUCUCGCUGCGGUCCAGGUGCACCACUUGCUUCACCGCCAAGGAUGGAAAUGAUGGACGGCUGCCAGUUCUCGCCUUCUGAGUACUUCUAUGACGGCACCUGCAUCCCGUCCCCGGAGGGCGAGUUCGGGGAUGAGUUUGAGCUGAGAGAGGCUGCCUUCAGGGCGCACAAACCAGAGCUGCAAGGCUCAGACGAGGACGAGCACGUGCGAGCACCUACAGGCCACCACCAGGCUGGCCACUGUCUCAUGUGGGCUUGUAAAGCAUGCAAGAGAAAGUCUACUACCAUGGAUCGGCGGAAGGCGGCCACCAUGCGCGAGAGGAGACGCCUAAAGAAGGUCAACCAGGCUUUUGAGACGCUCAAGAGGUGCACCACGACCAACCCCAACCAAAGGCUGCCCAAGGUGGAGAUCCUCAGGAACGCCAUCCGCUACAUCGAGAGCCUGCAGGAGCUGCUGAGGGAGCAGGUGGAGAACUACUACAACCUACCGGGACAGAGCUGCUCUGAGCCCACCAGCCCCACUUCCAAUUGCUCCGACGGCAUGCCUGAAUGUAACAGUCCUGUCUGGUCCAGAAAGAGCGGCAGUUUUGACAGCAUCUACUGCCCUGAUGUACCAAAUGUAUACGGCACAGAUAAAAGCUCCUUAUCCAGCUUGGAUUGUUUAUCCAGCAUAGUGGAUCGAAUCACCAACUCAGAGCAACCUGGAUUGCCUCUCCAGGACCCGGCCUCUCUCUCCCCAGUUGCCAGCAUGGAUUCACAGCCUGCAACGCCAGGGCCCUCUAAUUCCAGGCUCAUCUAUCAUGUGUUAUGAACUGAAAAUCUAGUCUAGAUGAGUUCUACGGGGAGAGCCUAUUACACAGGAGGAAGGAAGCCCCAAAAGUUCAAAAGCAAGACAACUUGUAUAUAAAGAUUUCCUUUCAGUUGUAAAUUUGUAAAUAUUAUCUUGCCACUUUAUACGAAAGUGUAUUUAACUAAAAGGUCACCAUCGCAAUUAAUACUUUAUUUCUUUUCUCCUCCUCCUCUUCCUCCUCCUCCUUCUUUACCUCCUCAUUCGCUUUAGAUAUAUAGUUCUAAUAAUAUUCUUUCUGAUAGGGGGCAAUUCAUUGAAGGUAGCUUAUUGCAAUGCUUAACUUAUAU
Molecule: messenger RNA, 1231 nt
Organism: Ailuropoda melanoleuca (giant panda)
Lineage: Eukaryota; Metazoa; Chordata; Mammalia; Carnivora; Ursidae
Gene: MYF5
Product: myogenic factor 5
Exons: 3
Coding region: 138-905 (255 amino acids)
Biological process (GO): positive regulation of skeletal muscle fiber development; skeletal muscle cell differentiation; regulation of transcription by RNA polymerase II
Molecular function (GO): RNA polymerase II cis-regulatory region sequence-specific DNA binding; protein dimerization activity; DNA-binding transcription factor activity, RNA polymerase II-specific
Source: RefSeq, a predicted model, not a curated record